This is a messenger RNA of Cutaneotrichosporon cavernicola, 3264 nucleotides long. RefSeq lists its product as uncharacterized. Gene Ontology annotation, cellular component: cytosol. The transcript has 2 exons. The record is from RefSeq and is a predicted model, not a curated record. Lineage: Eukaryota; Fungi; Basidiomycota; Tremellomycetes; Trichosporonales; Trichosporonaceae. The coding region runs from base 1 to 3264 and encodes 1087 amino acids. Gene Ontology annotation, molecular function: FMN binding; flavin adenine dinucleotide binding; iron ion binding.
AUGGCCGUAUCUGAGUCUCAACACAAGUCCACCACCAAGGCCAACGCCAAGCAGAAGAAGCGCCCGAUCCCCCAGCCGGCGCCCAAGCUCAUUGUCGGCAACAUUCUCGACAUUGAUAUUAACAACAUGGUGGAAUCGUUGACGCGCAUCUCUCGCAUCUACGGCGAGAUCUUCCAGAUGAAGUUGUUCGACAUGAUGAUCUUCGUCUCGUCGCAAAAGCUUGCCCACGCCCUCUCUGACGAGAGCAAGUUUGACAAGGUCGUACACCUGCCGCUGAUGGAGGUGCGCGAGUUUGCAGGCGACGGCCUGUUCACGGCUUUCAACGAAGAGCCCAACUGGGCCCUCGCACACCGCAUCCUCAUUCCCGCAUUCGGCCCGCUGGCCAUCAAGAAGAUGCAGCCGAUGAUGCUCGACGUCAUCACCCAGAUGCUCAUGUUCUGGGAACACCACGCGGGCCAACCCCUCGAGGCCGCCGACCAGUUCACCCGCCUCACCUUUGACACGAUCGGAUACUGUGCAUUCCGGUACCGCUUCAACUCGUUCCACUCCGAGAAGGUUCACCGGUUCAUUGAAGUCAUGGUCAAGCUCAUGCUCGAGGCGCAAGCUCGCAGUCGCAGGCCUGGAAUUAUCAAGACCGCCAUGUUCCGCAGCGAGUCCGAGCACCGUGCCAACGUCAAGGAGCUACACCACCUUUGCGACGAGAUUGUGGCAGCCCGGAGAAUGAAUCCCGAUCCGGACGCGCACGACCUGCUCAACAACAUGAUCUUCGACUCUGACCCCAAGACAGGCGAACACCUACCCGACAAGAACAUUCGUUUCCAGAUGGUCACGUUCUUGAUUGCAGGACACGAGACGACUUCGGGCAUGCUCUCGUUUGCAAUGUACUACCUGCUCAAGAACCCACUCACGUUCGCCAAGGCACGCGCGGAGGCCGAUGCGGCCAUCAAGAAGGCCAACGGCAGCCUGCUCGACAUUAACCCGGCCGACCUCAAGUACAUCGAAGCGAUCAAUAAGGAAUCGCUACGACUGCACCCGUCUGCCCCCUCAUGGGCUGUGGCGCCGCGGAACCCGGAAGGUCAGACGCUCCCAGGUGGUUACCACGUCGCCCAGAACCAGGUCGUGUUCGUCUACCUCCCGAUGCUUCACCGCGAUCCCAAGGCGUGGGGCGCCGAUGCCGAGGACUUCCGGCCCGAGCGAUUCAUCGACGGAAGCACGAUUCCCCCCGACUCGUGGAAGCCGUUCGGUAAUGGACAACGCGCGUGUAUCGGCCGCGGCUUUGCUCUGCAAGAGGCCGUCCUGGCGCUUGCGCUGAUCGUUGCGCGCUUUGACAUUGAGAUGGCGGAUCCGUCCUAUGACCUCAAGGUCUUCCAGACACUCACGCUCAAGCCGCAUGAUUUCCAUAUCAUCGCGCGCCCGCGCUUCGGCCGCAACCAGAGCAUCCUGUCCGAGCUCAUCUCGUCGGCAGCCGGCAACAGCGGGAGCUCGUACACAACCGAGGCGAAGCGAGACGCGGCCAAGUGGUCCGGUGGCAACGGCGAGAAGAUCCAUGUCCUGUACGGGUCCAACUCGGGCUCAUGUGAGGGCCUCGCAAAGGAGAUUGUGAGCGAGGGCGACCAGCGCGGCUUCAACAUGAGUCUCGGCGAGCUCGACUCGGUCGCUGGCGGCGGCAUGCUCCCAACCGACGCGCCAGUGAUCAUCGUCACGGCAUCGUACGAGGGCCAGCCGACGGACAAUGCGCGCAUGUUUGUUGCGGCCCUAGCAGAGAACAAGGAUGCGGAAAGCCUCAAGGGUGUCAAGUACAUGGUCAUGGGGGCGGGUCAUCACGAUUGGGCGGCAACGUUCCACAAGAUUCCCAAGUUUAUCGACAGGCGGCUGGAGGAGCUCGGAGCGGAACGCAUCGAGCCGCUCUCAGUUGGCGACGCGGGGGAGGACAUUGUGGGUGAUUUUGAGGCGUUCAAGGCGCGUGUCUGGCGACGCUUCGGCAGCAGUCGUGAAUCGACUCCGGCAAAGGAGGACGCGUCGGAGCCAUUCGUGCUCCUCCCACGCUCGGCCAACAUGGCCGCACCAGCUCUGGGCUGCGGUAUCGAAACCGUCGGCACCGUGCUCGAUUCCGAGGUACUCACAAGUGUGAUGCCCGAUUCGCCGCAGACCUGCCUGGUCACGAUCCAGCUCCCCAAAGGCCUGACGUAUCGGGCGGGCGAUUACCUCGCCAUCUUCCCCAAAAACCCGAAACCCACGGUGGACCGCGCGCUCGAGCACUUCGGACACCGCACCGAGGACACAGUCGUAUUCAACAGGCCAACAUCGUUCUUUCCGCUCAAAGUACCCAUGCGUCUCGGUGACCUGCUUUCGUCCUUUGUGGAGCUCGGACAGCCAGUCUCAAAGAAGGUACUGCCCCUCAUCGCCGAAUACUCGGACGACGCGGCCAAGGCUCGCCUCAAGGUGCUUGAGGACAAUUACGCCCGGGACAUUAUUGGGCCUCGCCUCUCGCUCCUCGACAUCGUCCUCACCACUCCGGGGUGCAAGCCGCCCCUCGACGUCUUCCUCGCCAACCUACCCAAGAUGAAGAUCCGACAGUACUCGAUCUCUUCCACGCCACUCGAGAGCCCCGACGUCGUCACUCUCACGUUCACGGUACACACCGCACCGAGUGCGGCAGGUGACCGCGUCCUCGGCGUUGCCAGCAACUAUGUCGCCUUCUUGAAUAAGGGCGACAACCUUCUCUGCACCGUCAAGGGCUCAGCCGGCUUCUACCUCCCUGCCGACCCUGAAGUUCCCGUUGUGCUCUUUGCUGCCGGCUCGGGUGUCGCCCCCUUCAUCGGCUUCAUCGCCGAGCGCGCGAUCAUGGCUGCCGCCGGGCGCAAGGUCGGCCGUACCGUGCUGUACUAUGGCACGCGGACGCCGACCGACAUCGUGCGCAAAGACAAGUUUGCACGAUGGGUCAAGGACGGCUUCCUCGAAUUCCGACCCGUCCUGUCGCGUUCCGACGUCAAGGAGGUCGAGGGCCUGCCCGGUGUCACUCUCCUCCCCGAGGCAAAGUACGUCCAAGACCGCGUGUGGGCGGACAAAGAAGACAUGGCCGAGCUGUACGACGCCGGUGCGCAAUACUACACGUGCGGAAGUGGCCGGCGGCUCGGAAACGACCUCAAACAGACACUCGUCAAGAUUAUCGCGGAGAAGAGGCCCGAGGGCGACGACGAGACUGUCGAGUCAAUCAUGGAGCGCCUCGCUCGCGAGCGAUACCGCACCGACGUGUUCCUCUAG